AUGCCAGUAUCAGUUUCGUCACCGCCUCGUCUUCACUCUCCGUUCAUUCACCGUCCCAUCAAUUUCACUCCAUCUUCUUCUUUCCGUUUUCUCUCGGCGAGGAAUCUCCGGUCGCCGGCAACAUCUUAUCCACGAAUCAAAUCGGAACUUGAUUCGAACACGGUAGUCGCAAUUUCUGUUGGUUUGGCAAGCGUAGCAUUAGGAAUCGGAAUCCCUGUGUUCUACGAAACUCAAAUCGACAAUGCCGCUAAGCGAGAGAAUACUCAACCUUGUUUUCCCUGCAAUGGAACCGGAGCUCAGAAAUGCAGAUUGUGUGUGGGAAGUGGUAAUGUUACCGUAGAGCUUGGUGGUGGCGAGAAGGAAGUCUCGAGCUGCAUCAACUGUGAUGGUGCUGGUUCCUUAACCUGCACUACUUGUCAAGGCUCUGGUGUUCAACCUCGAUACCUUGAUCGAAGGGAGUUCAAGGACGAUGACUAA
Arabis nemorensis is the source of this 477-nucleotide messenger RNA. The record is from the annotation of a GenBank genome assembly. Lineage: Eukaryota; Viridiplantae; Streptophyta; Magnoliopsida; Brassicales; Brassicaceae.